Messenger RNA from Gamsiella multidivaricata, 678 nucleotides. RefSeq lists its product as uncharacterized. The transcript has 3 exons. Bases 93 to 545 code for a protein of 150 amino acids. Lineage: Eukaryota; Fungi; Mortierellomycota; Mortierellomycetes; Mortierellales; Mortierellaceae. The record is from RefSeq and is a predicted model, not a curated record.
AAAAAAACGACUACAAUCGCAACAUCCCCUCUCUCGGAAGUGCAACCAACUACAAAAUCAUCAAGGAGCUGGAUGGAGUAGACGCUGCGACAAUGACAAAGCAUUAUUUGGCACACAAUCAAGUUUUGCGCAAGAAUACUACCCAGAAGACGUUUGUCACUUCGCAAAAGGUUUUUAUGGAUCUUUUACAGACCCCUGUGCAGAUUGGCCUACUCCUUUCCCCCUCAGCUCAAGCUGCCAUGACCCAUAACAGUCUUCGGAAGCAGUUCGAUUGUAUUUCUCAGUGGUGCUCCCAAAUGCAUAAGGAAAUGCGAGAGGCACGCGAGGCGAAGAGAAGCGAGUCAACUGGUACUAAGACUCGGCGGCACAAGUCUUCGCAGACCUUCAACAGGUAUCGCACGAUCGAUCACCCUGCUCCACACCAGGCACAGACUGCAGGUGAGAUGAACCCUGCCCAGCCUCGUACCAAACCCCGCAACACCGAUCGCGAUAUUCUGUCAAACAGCGCACUCGACUCAAGGAGCAUGAACCGCCUGAAGCAAUGAAGCAGUACACAUGGAAGGCAUGGGAAAAAGCACCCGAGAAUCCCUUGGAUCUCGACGCUGGCUCUUUCAAAGAGAAGAAGAAGAAGAAAGAAAAAGAAGACUGCGCCAAAGCCAGUAAGCGCCUCGACAGGAA